This is a messenger RNA of Musa acuminata subsp. malaccensis (wild Malaysian banana), 1266 nucleotides long. Its product is annotated as probable pyridoxal 5'-phosphate synthase subunit PDX1. The record is from RefSeq and is a predicted model, not a curated record. Gene Ontology annotation, molecular function: amine-lyase activity. Gene Ontology annotation, biological process: pyridoxine biosynthetic process; pyridoxal 5'-phosphate biosynthetic process; amino acid metabolic process. Lineage: Eukaryota; Viridiplantae; Streptophyta; Magnoliopsida; Zingiberales; Musaceae.
UCCAGACUACGUUUAGUUCACCGCUACUAUCGUCGGAAGAGAGAGAGAGGGAGAGGGAGAGAGAGAGAGAGAAGAGCAUUUCGUCGAGCAUGUCGGACAGCGGCGUCGUGAUGGUCUACGGCAACGGCGCAGCCCUGACGGAGCCGAAAAAGUCGUCCACCUUCUCCGUGAAGGUGGGGCUGGCGCAGAUGCUGCGUGGCGGGGUCAUCAUGGACGUGGUCACGCCCGAGCAGGCCCGCGUUGCCGAGGAGGCGGGCGCCUGUGCCGUCAUGGCGCUCGAGCGUGUCCCUGCGGACAUCCGCGCCCAAGGCGGCGUCGCCCGCAUGUCCGACCCUGGCCUCAUCAAGGAGAUCAAGCGCGCCGUCACGAUCCCCGUCAUGGCCAAGGCCCGCAUCGGCCACUUCGUGGAGGCGCAGAUCCUGGAGGCCAUCGGGGUCGACUACGUGGACGAGAGCGAGGUCCUCACACCGGCCGAUGAGCAGAACCACAUCAACAAGCACAACUUCCGGGUGCCAUUCGUGUGCGGCUGCCGCGACCUGGGCGAGGCCCUCCGCCGCAUCCGUGAGGGCGCCGCCAUGAUCCGCACCAAGGGUGAGGCCGGAACCGGCAACAUCAUCGAGGCCGUCCGCCACGUCCGCUCCGUCAUGGGCGACAUCCGCGCCCUCCGCAACAUGGACGACGAUGAGGUCUUUACCUUCGCCAAGCGCAUCGCUGCCCCCUAUGACCUUGUCAUGCAGACCAAGCAGCUCGGCAGGCUCCCUGUCGUCCACUUCGCCGCCGGUGGGGUCGCCACCCCCGCCGACGCGGCCCUCAUGAUGCAGCUCGGCUGCGAUGGCGUGUUCGUCGGCUCCGGCAUCUUCAAGAGCGGUGAUCCGGCGCGCAGGGCCAGGGCUAUUGUCCAGGCAGUCACCCAUUACAGCGACCCAGAGAUCCUGGCGGAGGUGAGCUGCGGCCUGGGAGAGGCCAUGGUGGGGAUCAAUCUGAGCGACGCUAAGGUGGAGAGGUUCGCCAGCCGCUCAGAAUAGAAGUCGGGCAAGGAAAAGUUGCCCCUUUCUCUCGCUUUCGAUCCUCUUCUUGACUGAAUCAAAAUAGUCUCUUAAAUUGCUUGCUUGCUUGCUUUAUUAGCAACUGAAAUAUAUCUGUGCUUAAUACCAGUAUAACCAUGAUCCAUCUGUUCGUGGUGUGUGCUGUAAUUUUGCCCAUCGUUCAUUUCAAUGUGUCAGAAACUCUCAUAGUCAAUUAAAAAUAUGCUUUUUUACUCGUAAA